This is a messenger RNA of Acinonyx jubatus (cheetah), 5613 nucleotides long. RefSeq names its product FCH and mu domain containing endocytic adaptor 2 (gene FCHO2). NCBI's taxonomy places the organism in Eukaryota, Metazoa, Chordata, Mammalia, Carnivora, Felidae. Gene Ontology annotation, biological process: clathrin coat assembly; synaptic vesicle endocytosis; clathrin-dependent endocytosis. Gene Ontology annotation, cellular component: plasma membrane; cytoplasm; clathrin-coated pit. The record is from RefSeq and is a predicted model, not a curated record.
AUUCCUUCCUUCGGGGCCACGUUCCUGCUGUCACCCGGACUGGCUGGUUUGCUCCUGGCGUGCUAGAGGUCAGCGGUUUGGGCAGGGGACUUCGUGCUUGGGUCUCCCGCAGCUCCAGCGACUCUCAGGCGACACUGGGCGUCUCCUCCUUUUCCGGCCUCGGAAGGUUUUGUUUUGGUUCUUAGUUGCUUGUUAAGGAAAGGCACCCUGUUGACCAAAGGUUUCCCUGUCUCCUCCCGGUGGCUAGACGCCAAGUUUCUCCUAUCCCAGCUCGACCAGACUUGGGUUCCUUCAAGAUCCUCGAAGGCCGGGGAAGCAAGUCUUGAGAAGAGGAAGAGAGCAGGCAGCCAGGCUGUCGUACCCAAUGCCAUUGGCCAGCUCAUUUCUUCGCUCCGUUCCUGGGCCAGUACCUAUUGUACCGCAAAGGGUGCGGGCAGUCUCCCAAGUGACUCCUCAAGAACCUGGUUCUCCACCAUUCCCAAGAGAAUACUCAGUUUGGCCCAGCCCGCGCUCGCGCGGGAUAAAAAGGAAGGUGACCAAAUCCCAGGAAUGGGACGCGGGGCGCAUGCGCAACUAAGGCGGUGGCAUUCAAGAGCUCGCCCGCGACGGCAGCCGCUAGGUGGCGCAUGCGCCCUGGAGGGUGCGGGCCGGUCUCCGGGAAGAAGGCGGCGGCGGCGGCGGCGGCGGGGAAAGGCGGGGGCGCCGUGGGGGCCGGCCCGUGUUUACACAGCGGCGGGCGGACGCGGACGCGGAACCCGGCGCGGUGGCGGCAGGAUGGUCAUGGCGCAUUUCGUCGAGAAUUUUUGGGGGGAAAAAAAUAGUGGCUUUGAUGUCCUUUACCAUAAUAUGAAACAUGGACAGAUAUCAACGAAAGAACUAGCAGAUUUUGUGAGAGAAAGAGCUACAAUAGAAGAAGCAUACUCCAGGUCAAUGACAAAACUAGCAAAAUCCGCAAGCAACUAUUCACAGCUUGGAACAUUUGCACCAGUGUGGGAUGUGUUCAAAACAUCUACAGAGAAAUUAGCAAACUGUCACUUGGAGCUUGUUAGAAAAUUACAAGAAUUAAUAAAGGAAGUUCAGAAGUAUGGAGAAGAACAAGUAAAAUCUCAUAAAAAGACUAAAGAAGAGGUUGCAGGAACUCUGGAAGCUGUUCAAGCCAUUCAGAGCAUAACUCAGGCCCUUCAGAAAUCCAAGGAAAAUUACAAUGCCAAGUGUGUAGAACAAGAACGUUUGAAAAAGGAAGGAGCUACACAAAGAGAAAUAGAAAAGGCAGCUGUUAAAUCUAAGAAAGCUACAGAUACCUAUAAACUUUAUGUGGAAAAAUAUGCAUUAGCGAAAGCUGAUUUUGAACAGAAAAUGACAGAAACAGCUCAGAAAUUUCAAGAUAUUGAAGAAGCUCAUGUCAUUCACAUAAAGGAAAUUAUAGAAUCCUUGUCAAAUGCUAUAAAGGAAAUUCAUUUGCAAAUAGGCCAGGUCCAUGAAGAAUUUAUAAAUAACAUGGCUAACACUACAGUUGAAAGCUUGAUACAAAAAUUUGCUGAGUCAAAAGGCACUGGGAAGGAAAGACCUGGCCUUAUUGAAUUUGAAGAAUGUGACCCUGCUAGUGCAGUUGAAGGUAUAAAACCACGGAAAAGAAAGACUUUUGGUUUGCCAGGAAUAAUUAAAAAGGAAAAGGAUGCAGAGUCUGUGGAAUGCCCUGAUGCAGAUUCACUUAACAUUCCUGAUGUAGAUGAAGAAGGCUAUAGUAUAAAACCAGAAGCAAAUCAGAAUGAUACCAAAGAAAACCAUUUCUACUCAUCUAGUGAUUCUGAUUCUGAAGAUGAAGAACCAAAGAAAUAUCGGAUAGAAAUCAAACCUGUGCAUCCAAAUAACUCACAUCACACAAUGGCUUCCUUGGAUGAAUUAAAAGUAUCUAUAGGAAAUAUCACACUGUCCCCAGCAAUAUCUAGACACAGCCCAGUGCAGAUGAAUAGGAAUUCAUCUAGUGAAGAGCUAACAAAAUCGAAGCCAUGUGCUGGAUCUAAUGAGAAGGGGACCAGCGAUUUACUUGCUUGGGAUCCCCUGUUUGGACCAUCUCUUGAUUCAUCUUCUUCUACUUCACUAACUUCGUCGUCAUCAUCAGCCAGGCCCACAACUCCUCUUUCUGUAGGCACCAUUGUCCCACCUCCAAGGCCUGCUUCCAGACCAAAGCUUACUUCAGGCAAACUCAGUGGGAUUAAUGAAAUACCCAGGCCAUUCAGCCCACCUGUAACUUCCAAUACCAGCCCACCUCCUGCAGCUCCUUUAGCCCGGGCGGAAAGUUCUUCCUCUAUCUCCUCUUCGGCUUCAUUAAGUGCUGCCAAUACUCCAACAGUAGGUGUGUCACGAGGUCCCAGCCCUGUCAGCCUUGGAAAUCAGGACACCUUACCUGUGGCUGUUGCCCUUACAGAAUCUGUUAAUGCCUACUUUAAAGGAGCAGACCCUACCAAGUGUAUUGUGAAGAUCACUGGUGACAUGACAAUAUCGUUUCCGAGUGGAAUUAUUAAAGUCUUCACUAGCAAUCCAUCUCCAGCUGUGCUGUGUUUCAGGGUGAAACACAUCAGCAGACUAGAGCAAAUUCUUCCGAAUGCUCAACUUGUGUUCAGUGAUCCAUCACAGUGUGAUUCUAACACAAAAGAUUUUUGGAUGAACAUGCAAGCUGUUACUGUCUACCUCAAGAAGCUAUCAGAGCAAAAUCCAGCUGCUUCUUAUUAUAAUGUAGAUGUAUUAAAGUAUCAGGUAUCAUCAAAUGGUAUUCAGUCCACUCCUCUAAAUCUUGCAACAUAUUGGAAGUGUAGUGCUGGCACCACAGAUCUUAGAGUGGAUUAUAAGUACAACCCAGAAGCUAUGGUGGCACCGAGCGUGCUUUCAAACAUACAGGUGGUGGUACCAGUGGAUGGAGGAGUCACAAAUAUGCAGUCCCUUCCCCCUGCAAUAUGGAAUGCAGAACAAAUGAAAGCCUUUUGGAAACUGUCUGGUAUUUCAGAAAAAUCAGAAAAUGGAGGUUCUGGGUCCCUCAGAGCAAAAUUUGAUCUUUCAGAAGGACCUAGUAAACCCACAACACUUGCAGUGCAGUUCCUCAGCGAGGGAAGUACCCUCUCGGGAGUAGAUAUUGAACUUGUAGGCACUGGCUAUAGGCUUUCCUUACUAAAGAAGCGGUUUGCCACUGGACGAUACCUGGCAGAUUGCUGAUGGACCUGGGAAACGGGUUGGCUCGAGACAGAAGCACAAGUCUGACAUCCUGCAUUGUCUGUUCUUUCCAACACGAUUCUAGCUUCUAUUAGGUCCUUUGAACGUACACACAUUUGAGAACUGAUUACAAACAUUAAAUUGCACUUUUGAAGUGAGUCAUCAAAAGCAAUAGCACUGAAAUGAUUUUCAUCGCUGUUAAUGAUCAACUGCAAUAUUCCAGAAGCACAUUUGUAGAGAUUCUCAGUAAAAUGAAGUUUUCCUAGGCUGAAAUUUCAUAUUGUCUUCAGUGUCUGUGUUGAGUUAUAUAGUGUAUUAUCAGACCUAAAAUUUCAGGAGAGCAAGCACCAAAUAAUUCAGCUUUCCAUAAAUUUUUAGAGUCAGAGAUAGGUUUGAAAUUUCCUAAGCUUGAGAUUGAAUGGAGACAGACAGAACGUGAAUUCUAAGUUUUGGAUAAUGUUAAUUCUGAACACUCAAUCAGAUUGAGUUAUGUGCCAUAAAGUAAUCAGACCAGAGUCCAAGGUGUACGCAAAAAAUGUAUAAUUUGAAUCUCAUAGAAACAUUAAUAAAGUGUAAAUGGUGUUUUAUAUGAUUUUUUUAAUUCUCAAGUGCAAUGUGUUUUAAAAUAAGCUUGCAAAAGACAGCAGAGAAAUUUACUUCUGCAGUUAGUUAACUUUAUAGAAUUUGUGAUUGUUUUUAAGAAUUAAUGCUGUAGAUUUAAUUUAUUUUUAUAUGGAUUGCAUAAUGUGUGCCUUUUAAAACAAAUAACAAAAGCCAGAAAUGUGCCUAUCCAGGUUUGUGUUCGUUAAUGUGCCUCACUUUUUUUCCCUUCACAGUCUGGCUCUUCUAUUCAGUGUUAGAGUGGUCAAGCAUUUUUACAAGAUAAUUGCCAUUUUGUAAAUAUCUUGACCUCAAUUGGGAAGGGAAUUCAGAGUAACUAAAGGUUAAUUUGUACCUAAAAAUCCUGGCUCACUUCUUUAGUGAUACACUGUAGCCGAUAGAAAGAGAAAUACACCUAAUCGCCUAUGUUUACAGGGGAAGAAAAGUUACCUUCAGAUAUUCCACCUAAGUAUGUAAAUCAUAAAACCAAUAUGAAAAACUAAAGGUAACUUGGUAACUGCUAUUUUAAUCCUCAAUUUGACGCUUCCUUUCAUUCUGUUUAUCAUUGGAAAUUUAUACAUUUAAUGAAUGUGCUGGGGGCAUGAGUUUUGUAUUUCGCGAGGAACACAUUUUAGAGAAGAUUAGUUUUGGCAUUGGAGAAGUACUGCCGUUUGUUUUCAUUUCAACAAUUGGGACAGUUACCAAUUUGUAUGUUAUUGGUUAGUUGCCAACUGCUAGAAAUUGGGAGAGGAUUUGAAGUGAUGGAUUGGGUUAAGCAUUUCUUGAACUACUAAUAUUAAAUAGUAAAAAAACCUAACUUUAUAGCGAAUCCUAAUUGAAGGACUUAAAAUGUUUUGGACAGUUUCAUAAUUUACAAGUGGGAAUUUUAUUUAUAAAUACCAAUGUCCUGCCUUUUACGUAGAAGUGAUAAAUUGUUAUAUAUGAUAAUUUAUAUAAAACCACUAAUUAUUCUGUUAAGCUUUACAGAACAUUAAAACCCCUACUACUAGACAUUUAUGUAACAUCUUGUUCUACUAAAUACAGCAGAAAAUCUACUUAUUAGCAAUACAUAGAACACAGUAUGUGCUUUUUAAGUAUAUUCAGUAUUAGCCCAAUUCGACAUUUAGAUUUGACUAAAGCAGCAUAUUAAGACAAUUUGCUGAAAUGUUCAUCUUCACUAAAUAGCAAAAUGGGAAUUUCUAACUCUUAUGUUGUGCUCUUUUAAAUGCCAAUUACAAUCCCUUACUGGAAUCUUAAAUGUAACUGCUUUGCAAUCACACUGCUUUCUGUGGGCAGUUAAUACUUUAUUACUGGACUUCAGACACAGUUACACUCACCAGGUUUGUUUUGAAUCAAGUAUUACCUAAAACAUGUACAGAUUAGUAAAAUGGUUAAACUUCUGCACUUUCUGAUUACCACAGUCUUCAUGCCAAGUGUCGAUACCUACAUUUGUAUUAGGCGCAGGCUACAAUUUUGAAGCCAUAUGAGUUUAUAUUGAUUUUUUUUUCAUUUAAAAAUCCACUAAUGGUGUAAAAAAGACCAGAUUUUCAAUGGGAAAUGUAUUUAGCAAGCUGGUUCUUGCUGCUGUAUAGUGAUAAACUUUGUAGCUGCCUCUUUAACCAAGAAUUUGUAAACAAAGAACUCUAACAAAUGUGAGUUUUUAAGAAAUGUUAUUUACUACUUUGAGUUGUAAUUAGAACAAUGCAAAUCUAUCUUACACAAUUUUGUAAAUAUUUUUGAUUUUUUCAUAAAAUGUAAAUUUUACAUAAAAGUUGUGCCCUUAAUAAACAUGUAAUAUAUAAUUUA